Messenger RNA from Babjeviella inositovora NRRL Y-12698, 2433 nucleotides. RefSeq lists its product as uncharacterized. NCBI's taxonomy places the organism in Eukaryota, Fungi, Ascomycota, Pichiomycetes, Serinales. The transcript has a single exon. The record is from RefSeq and is a predicted model, not a curated record. Bases 1 to 2433 code for a protein of 810 amino acids.
AUGCUGAAGCAUCGCCUUUUGAGCAGAGGAGAAUGUCGAGCUUCCAUAUUCAAAGUCACAGUUCACUGGAGCAUCAGAAAUAUUAAACGGUGCAAGAUCACUCACCUUACCUGCCUAGUGCUCACCCUAUACUACUUAUAUCUAUGCUCCCACAAACUACAUUCGCUAGGUGCUAAAGGCGAAGAUCCGGAUGCCCACUUAGGAACGACAGCAGAAGUAUCUUCGAGGGAUUAUACUCUCCUUACGAAAAGGGUAAACUGGGGAACCGUUACUGACAUUAAAGCAGAGAGUUUGGAGCCGCUUAUUACCCAACUAUUGAACGAAAGAGACACCACAGGAAAGGAGUGGUUGUACAACAGCGAGAUUGGUCAUAAAAAUAUUGUUAUCCCCGACUUCUACCAACCAAAGUCGAAGUCGAAGAAUCCUAUCAUGCAGAGCUAUGACCCAAGAUUUACGUUGGGUAUUUACUUGCACUACAUAAACAAGCAGCUUCUCUCACCACAAAGAAAACGUGGGAGUGCCUUUUCCCAGAGAAAGGGACCUGAAAUCACCAUACCGUUCCAUUGGUUGGAGUGGGUUGACCUAUCAGCCUUGGGUGACUACUUAUCUCUUCCGCUCGAAAAGAAGCCAACCUGCGUAGAUGUUCGGGGAACUCUUAGCCACAAUAAAUAUAGGGAGAGCAUUGGCCUUGAAACCCUAGAAAAGCCAGCCCCCGAUAUUCUGUUCUUGGAGAAUAGGGUCUUUGCCAAGGAUCUCUCCCUUGAAGUCGACGAGCGAUAUAGGAAAGUGGUGGAGAUGAUCCUCCUGUCCCUGAACUGCUAUCGGCCUGAGACGAGAAAAGGAGGCGUUGUACCUCCCGAGUUUACCCCCGGGUUCCAGAUCCAGGGGAAUAUUUUUAUUCGAAACAUGCCAUCCUUAGUGUCCCUUCACGGAAAGACCUACUUGUUUGCAAGCGCCCCAAGCCCCUCUCAAAUCGUGAUGCUUGCAGGGAACCUGGCCAUUGUAGUUGGAAUUGACCCGACGAAAACAGACCCCAUGCUUUUCGAUCACGCAAUAGUGGAGGAUUACAUUGCUGACCAAAAUAAAUCGUCUGAUAAGGUGGUAGCCAAAACCGUCAAGUCUAUCGGCAACUUUGUGGAUGUGAAAUCAGAAAUCUUGAAAUUCAAAGCCGUUAUGAAAGGCAAGCCCUCUUCCGCUCUACCGUUCAAGAAGUCGGUGCCCCAGAAGUCCUUCCAACAAGAGUGCUACCAGCAUGACUUCGGGAGAAUAUCCAAGCUCCCCCCAAAAGCUCGCACCCCCCUCGAGAGCAGCUAUUACAGCGCCAUCCAACGAUCGCUCGAAGUACAGGAGGAGAAUGCCGUGCCCAAGUACUUUUCAGAAGCAAACACUCCUACCAUUAGCCACUAUGACUGGCGGUUCUAUGACCGAGAGAUUAGCGAUAGAAACGAGCAGCGCAUCAUCAUGCACCAUAUGGUCCGGACCUGGCUCAAAUUUACGGGCGAGUUUGGCCUCACCACGUGGAUCGCCCAUGGCUCUCUUCUUUCAUGGUACUGGAACGGCAAAACUUUCCCAUGGGAUAUCGACAUAGACGUCCAGAUGCCGUUAGCGGACUUGCACACGAUGGCGUUGAAGUUUAACCAGAGCUUGAUCAUGGGGUUGGAUGAAGAUUUUAGCAGCUACUUUCUCGACAUCGGCACUUACAUUACCGAGAGAAUCCAUGGAAACGGGACCAAUAACAUUGACGCCAGGUUGAUCCACACAGGCUCGGGAAUGUUCAUCGACAUUACCGGAGUAGCUCUAACCGAAACGGCUGCUGUCAAGAACAUGUACACCCCGUAUAUGAUGCAGGAGUUCCUGAACCUGAAUUUACCCGGAAGCUACGACUUCAACGAUGAUUCCGACCCAGCCGUGGCGCUAGAGACCAAUACGAAGCUACAGGUAUACAAUGACCGGAACUACCAUAUGCUUUUCCAUAAAGACAUCAGUCCGUUGAGAAUGACAAUUUUUGAGGGCACCCCGGCGUACAUCCCCUGCAACUUCCUCGCCGUCUUGAACAACGAGUACGACGGUGCCACCACCCCGACGUAUCUGGAUAUUAUGUACCAGCCUAAAAUACGGGAGUGGGUUGAUAUGUGGAAGCUCCACUUGAAAAACCAGGAUCGUGGGAAGGAUCUCAACACUGUUGAUUUACUUAGAGACGCACGGUACGAAGACGUCUUUAUAGAGGCGUUGGCCACUUAUGACGCCACCCGGCUCCACGAGCACGAAAUGAAGCAAAUAGAUGUGAAUGAACUGGAGGUGGAGCAGUUAAUUAUGGCAAACCAGAGAAUGAAACCCUCACGAAGUGAUUUAUUUGCCUACCGUGAGAGCCAGGCUGGACGGUGGGCCCAGGAUGCGGUCCAGUUGGAGCUCGUAUAUAGCGUUCAAGAAUAA